Messenger RNA from Panicum hallii, 1474 nucleotides. Its product is annotated as adenylate isopentenyltransferase 5, chloroplastic-like. Gene Ontology annotation, cellular component: mitochondrion. NCBI's taxonomy places the organism in Eukaryota, Viridiplantae, Streptophyta, Magnoliopsida, Poales, Poaceae. Gene Ontology annotation, molecular function: tRNA dimethylallyltransferase activity. Gene Ontology annotation, biological process: tRNA modification; cytokinin biosynthetic process. The transcript has a single exon. Bases 158 to 1204 code for a protein of 348 amino acids. The record is from RefSeq and is a predicted model, not a curated record.
AACACAUCCCCACUAGGCCACCACCACCACGGCACUCACCUAUAAAUACUGGGCCUCCUCUGCUCCUACACGCCCCCAACCAAGCAAGUGGCCACCAAGAACGCAAGCAGCCAGCGCAGUGAUCACAAGGGCCGGCAGGCAGCAGCUCAGCUCUGGUAUGACGCUGUCCAUGGCGGCCCCCGCGAUGGCUCCAGCAGCGCCCGCCUUCCCCAGGCUGAGGAUGCCGCCGCCGCCCGCGAUCAUCACGCUCCCGGACGCCGCGGUCCCGGUGGCGCCGCCGCCGCUCUCGGUCGUGGGCAGGCAGCGCGUCGCGGCGAAGAGCAAGGCCGUCGUGGUGCUGGGCGCCACGGGGACCGGCAAGUCGCGCCUCGCCAUCGACCUCGCCCUGCGCUUCGGCGGCGAGGUCAUCAACUCCGACAAAAUGCAGCUGUACGCCGGCCUGGACGUGGCCACCAACAAGGUGGCGCCCCACGAGUGCGCGGGGGUGCCGCACCACCUUCUUGGCGUCGCGCACCCGGACGCCGAGUUCUCGGCCGCGGACUUCCGCCGCGAGGCCGCGCGCGCCGCGGCCGGGGUCGCGGUGCGGGGACGCGUCCCCAUCAUAGCGGGAGGGUCCAACUCGUACGUCGAGGAGCUCGUGGAGGGCGACCGCCGCGCGUUCCGGGAGCGCUUCGAGUGCUGCUUCCUCUGGGUGGACGCGCAGCUCCCCGUGCUGCACGACUUCGUCGCCCGCCGCGUCGACGAGAUGUGCCGGCGGGGGCUCGUCGAGGAGGUGGCCGCGGCGUUCGACCCCCGCCGCACCGACUACUCCAGGGGCAUCUGGCGCGCCAUCGGCGUGCCGGAGCUCGACGCCUACCUCCGCUCGCGCGGCCUCGAAGACGUCGACGACGACGAGCGCGCGCGCAUGCUCGCCGCGGCCGUCGACGAGAUCAAGGCCAACACGUCCCGCCUCGCCUUCCGCCAGCGCGGCAAGAUCCAGCGGCUCGCGCGCAUGUGGCGCGUCCGCCGCGUCGACGCCACGGAGGUGUUCCUGAAGCGCGGCCACGCCGCCGACGAGGCCUGGCAGAGGCUCGUCGCCGCGCCAUGCAUCGACGCCGUCCGGUCCUUCCUGCUUGAAGACCAAGAAUACAGUACCAUGGUCACCGCCGCUAAAGCCUCCAUCUUUGCCUCCACGGCCGCCGCCGUCGCAGCCGCGGUUGCCUAACACAUGGAACGCUUCCUGAACACACGACACGACCAUCUUGAUGCCAUGCGCCAAUCUCCAUUGGCGCCGCCGCAGAGCUCAUCAGCUCAGCAAAGGUAGCAAGACCGGAAUGGCUGCAUGCUCUGCUGCGGUCAAGCUCGCGGUGACCGGGCAGAGUAGCCAGUUCAUACUUCAUAUAGUUGACCCUGUCCGGGGGAAGUAAUUGUUUUUCUCCCCCAUUUUCUCUGUAAUUUUGUACGCGAUGAUCGGUUGAGUGCGAGAGCGAGUUUU